Messenger RNA from Culex pipiens pallens (northern house mosquito), 2388 nucleotides. RefSeq lists its product as uncharacterized. The transcript has a single exon. The coding region runs from base 1 to 2388 and encodes 795 amino acids. Lineage: Eukaryota; Metazoa; Arthropoda; Insecta; Diptera; Culicidae. Gene Ontology annotation, molecular function: RNA-DNA hybrid ribonuclease activity; nucleic acid binding. The record is from RefSeq and is a predicted model, not a curated record.
AUGGCGAACGCGCUAGCGGACCAAUUUUACCGCUUGUCCGCAGAGGCAUCUCUCCUCCCAGAGCACAUCAGGAAACGGAACGACUCCAACCUCACGGUCGACCACUCAAGGUUUGACCACGACCACUACAACUGUGACUUCAGUCUGGCCGAGCUUCGCUGGGCCACUGGAAAGGGAAAAGGAGCAUCCGAUGGUGCAGACAGGAUUGGCUACCCCAUGCUCCAGCACCUCACUGGACAAAUGGAAGAGUACCUCCUGGAACUGAUCAACACUAUCUGGAGAGCUGGCGUAAUCCCGCCGCGGUGGAAGGAGGGCCUAGUAGUCCCAAUCCCGAAAGCUAACAAAGACCCCACCCAACCGAAAAACCUGCGACCCAUCUCACUCGUGAGCUGUGUGGGCAAGACAAUGGAGCGUAUGGUGAACAGGCGGCUGACCCAGCUGCUCGAAGCCAAAGGUGUCCUCGGAAAGUGGCAACACGGUUUCCGCUCGGGCCGAGGCGUUGACACCUAUCUGACUGAGCUGGAAGAAGAGAUCGAUGCAUCAAUUGACCAAGGGAAACACACUGAACUCGUCCUACUUGACCUGGCGAAAGCGUACGACACCGCGUGGCGGGCCCCAGUCGUAACGAGCCUAUCCAAGUGGGGCAUUGGAGGAAACAUGGGGCGGUACAUGGAAGACUUCCUAUCGGACAGAACCUUCAGAGUCGUUGUCGGAGGAACUCUUUCCUCUCUGAGAGUGUCCGAAAAUGGAGUCCCCCAGGGAACGGUAAUCGCGGUAACGGCAUUUCUAAUUCGCAUGAUGGAGGUCGAACCUUUCGUGGCCGAAGGGGUCAAGCUCAAGAUGCACGCCGACGACAUCCUUCUGUCAACCACGGGCUGGAAAGCCGGCGAAGUCCGAAGCAGGGCUCAGAAGGCGGCUAAAGCAGUGGAGGCUUGGUCCACGCUGUACGGCUUCCAACUAUCCUCGAGCAAAUCAGAGCUGAUCCACAUCUGCCGGAAAAACCGUCACCUUGACUUCCCGGACAUCACGACCGACGAAGGCAGGAUCGAUACGGUGAAAAACGCCAAAUUACUAGGAAUCCACAUGGACAGCCGAUUCCGGUUUUGGAAGCACAUCGAAGCCACAAGAAGAAGCGUAGCAAGCCACAACCGAGCACUGGCCGUCCUCGGCGGUCACCUCGCCGCCGGCGCCCGAACCACGAUGCUAAUGGCACAGAAGGCCAUCGUCCAGUCGAAGAUCUUCUUCGGAUGGGGAGCCAUCAGCAACGCCAGCAGCUCUAGACGUCUAGAGCGUCUGGAAGCCUGCUACAACGCUGGUAUACGAUCAGCAUCCGGAGCUUUCAAGUCCAGCCCGAUCCUCGCCAUCAUGGCGGAAGCGGGCGUGCUACCCUUCCGCUACCAAGAAGCCUUGACUCUGACCAGCAAAGAAACUCAAAUCCAAGCCCUGGCGGAACCAGGGGUAGAACGCGCUGUGUUUGCCCGAUCUCAAGCGAGGUUUGGUGAGCUCACUAAUCACGAACUUCCCGACGUUGCCAGAGUUCUCCGAACCUCUGACCGCACCUGGAACGUACCAACACCACGGAUUGACUGGAGAAUGCACCAAAUAGUUCGCGCGGGGGACAGCCACACCAAAGUGGCGGCAGCAUUCUGCGAAAUCGUCCAAAGCUACCAAGCGCACCGAAGAAUCUUCACCGACGGAUCGUUGAAGGACGGGGUAGUGGGAGCCGGCGUCGUUGACGGCGCCACGCAGAUCACCUUCCGCCUUCCGGAACAAUGCUCGGUUUUUUCUGCGGAAGCACUGGCGAUAGUGAAGAGCCUGGAGAACACCAUCGAGGACGGAAGCCGCCUUGCCAUCUUUUCGGACUCUCUCAGUGUCCUUACAGCAGUAGAGAGUGGAAGCUCAAAACACCCGUGGGUACAACAAAUCGAAGAACUGAUGUACGAACGUGAAGUCACCCUCGUCUGGAUCCCGGGCCACACCGGCAUUGCCGGCAACGACCUGGCGGACGAGGCGGCGAAGCGGGCCAACGAACUGGAACCAGUCGACUUUCCUGUGCCCCGACAGGAUCUUCUGCUCUGGGCGCAUGGAAAAAUUAAAGCAGCCUGGGAGAGGGAGUGGCUUGGCCAAAGAGAUACUUUUCUCCGCCGGAUCAAGCCCACAACCAUCGCAGGCAAAGACCGCAGUGACCAGGAAGAACAGAGAGCAUUCACCAGAUUGCGCAUCGGCCACACACGGCUGACGCACGGCGACCUUUUCAAAACCGGCGGGAAAACGUGUACAACUUGUGGGGUCCCCCUCACCGUUGCUGGAGUGCCGAAAGUACAACAACGAACGAGCCAAAAACGAGAUCGACACCAACCUCGGUAUCGUGCUUGCCAACGAAACUAA